UUGAUGAGAAGUUAAGUGCCAGCUACCAGAGGCCAGAAGAGAUCAAAGAUCAACCUCACAAAUUUGAGCAUUGCAAAUUUACAUACUCUUAUGGAUGAGAAAUGGAAGCUGCAGAAGAAGCACCAAGAAGGCACUUCGUCUUCUUCUUCUUCUUCUUCCAAGUUUGCAUUCACAAGGAGUUCAUCAACAAGAAGCCAGUCUUCAAAUGCUCCUCUUCUGAUGAGGACCUAUUCACAGAAGAGCAAUGCCUCUAAUUCCAAGUGUCCACUUCCCAGAAGUACGUCACAGAAAAGCUCUAAAAUCAGCAGAAAGUGUAGCAGCCUUGCCAAGGAACAGAAGGCUAGAUUCUACAUCAUGAGAAGAUGUGUUGCUAUGCUUGUUUGUUGGCAUAAGCAUGGUGAUUAAUUAUAAUCUUGAUGGGAUUUCCCAAAUUAAUCCAUUAUUGUGUUAGUGCUAGAAAUUAAGCUAUCUCCCCUCUUU
Messenger RNA from Prunus avium (sweet cherry), 480 nucleotides. RefSeq names its product small polypeptide DEVIL 18. NCBI's taxonomy places the organism in Eukaryota, Viridiplantae, Streptophyta, Magnoliopsida, Rosales, Rosaceae. Gene Ontology annotation, biological process: negative regulation of cell population proliferation. The record is from RefSeq and is a predicted model, not a curated record.